Messenger RNA from Drosophila busckii, 625 nucleotides. It is a transcript of the gene mRpS34, whose product is annotated as 28S ribosomal protein S34, mitochondrial. Gene Ontology annotation, molecular function: structural constituent of ribosome. Gene Ontology annotation, biological process: mitochondrial translation. Lineage: Eukaryota; Metazoa; Arthropoda; Insecta; Diptera; Drosophilidae. Bases 1 to 567 code for a protein of 188 amino acids. Gene Ontology annotation, cellular component: mitochondrion; mitochondrial small ribosomal subunit. The record is from RefSeq and is a predicted model, not a curated record. The transcript is spliced from 2 exons.
AUGGCGCAGAAAGCUAUUAAGUACAUAGGCCGCACCACAGAUUUCAAAGGCAACACGCUGUGGGAGUUGGUGGGCAGUCUGCCGGACUGGGGUGUCGGUCGCAUGGUUAUACGUAACAUGUUUCAACGCUAUCCGGAGCCCUGCUACAUGCGCAUUCUUAAAGUGCAGGCGGUUAAUGAGCAGCCCAAUGAGGCACGCAAAGUGCGCGUUACAGUGGAAAAGACCUGGCGCGGCAUCACCCAACCCAAGCCAGUUGAGAUCUAUAGUACCAGCUACAAGGCUGACUAUUCGCUAGUGCCAGUCGGUGAGGAGCAAAAGUAUCUGAGCAACAAAAACAAAGUGGAGGAAGUCAUAUUGCCCACGACAAUUGAACUGCCACCGCUGUUGCGUGAAUAUAUCCGAGAUGAAACUGGCGUGGCUAAUCCUCAGAUGAAGGUGCAUUUUAAGAAAACUUUUAACAAGCAAGCAAGACUAGCACAAGAAGGCGAAAAGCCUACACUGGAGGUUUCUAUGGAUGUUGGCAAACCCGCGCCAGUGGCUUCCAAGCUUUAUGAGGGAUUGCUCUAAGCUGCAGCAAUUGUAACAACCGUUGAAUUAUUAAAAUAGUCUUGUGUACCAACUAAAA